Molecule: messenger RNA, 1026 nt
Organism: Onthophagus taurus
Lineage: Eukaryota; Metazoa; Arthropoda; Insecta; Coleoptera; Scarabaeidae
Source: RefSeq, a predicted model, not a curated record
AUGUCGCUAGCACUAUCUAAAAACGUUCUAAAAUUAUCCUGGAUUCGAUGCAGAAACAUUUCGACGACUAAACAACGAUGCCGAAAAGUAACGUUGAUUGGAGCUGCUGGAGGAAUAGGAGCCCCGUGCCUUAUGCUGUUAAAAAUGAAUACGAUGAUUAAAGAAUUGAAUGCUGUUGAUAUGAAUAAAGUGAUUCCAGGAGUUGGAAUGGAUGCUUCUCAUAUGAAUUUUCCUGCAAAAACUAGAGGAUUCGUUUCUCCCGAAGGAUUACAAGAGGGUCUUUGUAAUGCCGAUAUUGUUGUUAUAACAGCGGGUGUGCCAAGAAAACCUGGGAUGUCGCGGGAUGAUCUCUUCAAAGUUAACGCUGAUAUAAUAAAAAGUACAGCGGAAUGUUGCGCGGAAGUGUGCCCAGAUGCUUUUGUCGUAAUCGUUACCAAUCCAUUAAAUUCAGUCGUCCCAAUUUUUUGCAAAGUUAUGGAAAAACAAAAAAAACUAAAUCCUAACAAAAUCUUUGGAUGCACCACUUUAGAUAACGUUAGAGCAAGCACAUUUGUUGGUCAAUUAAAAAAUAUAGAUCCCAGAGAAAUUUGUGUCCCCGUUGUGUGUGGUCAUUCCGGAGAAACCAUCGUCCCAAUUUUUUCCCAAACCAAAGGAAAAAUCAAAAUUGAACUAAAACCAAACGAAGUAGCCGAAUUAACUAAACACGUCCAAGAUGCAGGUACCGAAAUUGUCAAAGCUAAAGCUGGAGGAGGAUCAGCAACGUUAUCUAUGGCAUUCUCAGCGGCACGAUUCACUAAUAGUAUCUUAAAAGCAAUGAAAGGCGAAACGGAUGUCGUUGAAUGCGCUUACGUUAAAGCCGACAUCGCUGGUUGUAAAUAUUUUGCAACGCCGUUAAUUUUAGGACCAUGCGGUGUUCAAAAAAACUUAGGAAUCCCCGAUUUAUCAACUUAUGAAAAAUGCCUCUUGGAGAAAGGAAUCGAGUCGUUAAAGAAAAGUAUCGAAAAAGGAGAAGCAUAUGUAAAGUAA